CUUUUUUUAAAAAUAAAAUAAAAACCAACUCUUCAUCUUCUCUGCUUUUUAUCCGCUUCAAUUCUGGCCUCAAAUAUCCCAUUGAGCUUCAUCUCUCUCUGAAUCGAAGCUCUGAAGCUGUCGAUAAUGGCGGCAACGAACACACCCAUCUAUGCAUCUUCCUUGCAAACUUCUCUCGCCAUAAGAACCCAACGCAGAGGAGAAUCAUGCCCACAAUCUACCCGAUAUCAGGGUUCUAGUUUCUUCGGUUCGUCGUUACCGCGAGGCAUUUUGAAGAAGAAGGAUGUCGGAAUUAGGACGGUCGGGAAGGUGAUUGCUGCUGUGGCUGUUGAAGCAUCUCCAACAGAGGAAAUGAAAGAGAUUAAACUUCCAUCUUGGGCUUUGUUUGAGCUCGGACGGGCGCCGGUGUACUGGAAAACUGUGAAUGGUCUACCUCCGACUUCAGGUGAGAAGCUCAAGCUGUUCUAUAAUCCAGCUGCGACCAAGCUGGUUCCAAAUGAUGAUUUUGGGAUUGCUUUUAAUGGAGGCUUCAAUCAGCCAAUAAUGUGUGGUGGGGAGCCAAGGGCAAUGCUCAGGAAAGACCGAGGCAAAGCUGAUGGACCGAUAUACACCAUCCAAAUAUGUGUUCCGAAGCACGCUAUAAACUUGAUCUUCUCAUUCACGAACGGGGUCGAUUGGGACGGUCCAUACAGACUGCAGUUUCAAGUUCCCAAGCCUUGGCAAAACAAACCAAUCGACUUUUUCAAUCAGGGUCUAGCCGAAGAGUUGAGCAAAGAAGGUGCGUGUGACAGAGCGAUAUUUCCCGAUACAAACAUUGUUAUAACAAGAUGUGCAAUGAUUGGUAAUCUCAAUGUAGAAGGGGGCGACCGUUGUGAACUCGAUCUUGUACUAGGCUGCACAGAUCCUAGCUCGCAUUUAUUCAACCCAUAUGCCAAUGUAGAUGAUGGAUCUUGUCCAAUCGACACAGAUACUGAGGACUAGUUCGUUUCUCCUGCACCUCAUUAUGGUCGAAUUCGAGUCAUACUGAGGCAUCGUAAAGAUUUUUCUGUAAUAUAAGAAAUCUCAUUAGAGAGCGGUUUCUAUGUUAUUUUAGCCGAGCGUAUCGCUGGCCACCCCCGUCAAGCAGGAAGCAACUUCACAUGGUAGAUGAAAAAACCCUUCCAGCUGUGUAUAGUUUGUAAAAGAAAAAACAUGGAUACAUAAAUUCAAAUUGAUUGUUAUACUGUUAGCGUACAACUA
Molecule: messenger RNA, 1239 nt
Organism: Cucurbita pepo subsp. pepo (vegetable marrow)
Lineage: Eukaryota; Viridiplantae; Streptophyta; Magnoliopsida; Cucurbitales; Cucurbitaceae
Gene: PIFI
Product: post-illumination chlorophyll fluorescence increase
Biological process (GO): chlororespiration
Cellular component (GO): chloroplast stroma; thylakoid
Source: RefSeq, a predicted model, not a curated record